UUCAUAUUAUCUUCGGCUAUAUUAUAGCUUUCUCGGGUGCGCACAUAUACUCUCUCUCUCUAUUCAUUUCUCUCUCUUUCUAUCUCUUUAUCUCGUGCGCGUGCGGUAUCUCUUUUUCUCUCUCUCUCUCUCUCUCUCUCGUUUUUAUACACGCCUCCCUACCGCAACGCGAUUAUUAAACUCCGUCGCGAGUUGUCUAGUCAGUUCUUUUAUUUCGAAGGAGCUCGUCGUUACCCCGCCCUCUGUUUCUCUCUCUCUCUCUCUCUCUUUCUCUAUCUUUCUCUAUCUAUCUUUCUCUCUAUUUAUCUGUCUCGUUCUUUCUUCGCCCGACGAUCGAAGAAUUAACCGAAAUCGUCGUCUAACACCGCCGAUCGUGAUAUUUAUUUAAGUAUUAUUGUACAAAGACUAUAAAAACUACAUAGCCGACACAAUGUCCGUAGACAAAGAGGAAUUGGUGCAGCGCGCGAAGCUCGCCGAACAGGCGGAGAGGUACGAUGACAUGGCAGCCGCAAUGAAAUCCGUCACCGAGACGGGAGUUGAGCUGUCGAAUGAGGAAAGGAACCUCCUCUCAGUGGCGUAUAAGAAUGUCGUUGGCGCGAGACGUAGCUCGUGGCGAGUAAUCUCAUCUAUUGAGCAAAAGACCGAAGGCUCCGAACGCAAACAACAGAUGGCGAAGGAGUAUCGGGAAAAGGUGGAGAAAGAACUACGUGAAAUUUGCUACGAUGUUCUGGGUCUUUUAGACAAGUACCUGAUCCCUAAAGCUAGCAACGCCGAAAGCAAAGUAUUCUACCUCAAGAUGAAGGGUGAUUAUUACAGGUAUCUCGCAGAAGUUGCCACUGGUGAAACCAGGAACGCUGUGGUAGAUGAUAGCCAGAAGGCGUACCAGGAAGCGUUCGAUAUCAGCAAGUCAAAGAUGCAACCCACCCAUCCGAUCAGGCUAGGUCUAGCUCUAAAUUUCUCGGUCUUCUAUUACGAGAUCCUCAACUCACCAGAUAAGGCCUGUCAGCUGGCCAAACAGGCAUUUGACGAUGCGAUCGCGGAACUGGACACAUUAAAUGAGGACAGCUACAAAGACUCCACGCUGAUUAUGCAGUUGCUGCGUGACAACCUUACUCUUUGGACCAGUGACACGCAGGGCGACGGGGACGAACCACAGGAGGGCGGCGACAACUAACCUUCCUAAGCUUAAGUCCUUUCUAAUCUAAUAAGAGCAUCCUAUUCUCUAUCGUCUCCCCCGUCCCUUGAAGUGCUCACCCAUCUCCAUCCACCCCGUAUCUCCAUCCAUCCAUCCAUUCAUUCACACCUGUUUUCUUUUCGUCCUCGCGUUUCCUUCUACCUUCCUUCCCUCAACCUUUGUUCCCUAUCCAUCACUCCUACCCUCCUCAUCCAACAUCCCUUAUACUGUCCGUAUAUCUCCUACGCCCUCUUCUAUCUUCCCUCCUUUUGCCACACUUUCGAAACAAUGCUCCAAAUCCUUUUUUUCUCUUCUCUACGAUAACUAAAAAAUCUCCUUGUCUAAUGUCCCGCCAACAACAACAACAACAGCAACAACAUCAACAUCACAUCCGCACAUCAUAAUAAUGUUGCCGAUGCCGUCGCCACAGCUAUACUACAUUCGGCUCGAUAAUAGCUCCGAACGCAAUGCCUCUCUUCUAUAUCAUCGAUUUAAAAAAAGGGGAGAAACAAAAAAAGAAAAGAAAGAAAGAAAUGAUUCUCGACCAUGUCCUUUCGUCUAAGUGAAAUACAACACAUCGCAUACUUCCUCCUCCUCAAUAUGUUGCUCUCUCUUUAUCUCUCUCUCUCUCUCUCUCUCUCUCUCUUUCUUUCUUUCUCUCUCUCUUUCUCUCUUUCUCUCUUUCUCAUAUACACACAAUGCUACAUCUCUCUAUUAUCACUAUAUCCAUAUGCGGGACAAUGAAACAUUGUUAUAUAUAAUUGGGAAAGAAGAGCGAUAUGAGAGAGAGAGAGAGAGAGAGAGAGAGAGAGAGAGAGAGAGAGAGAAAAAGAGAAAGAGAACAGAUGGUCGAAAGAUAUAUAAAAGUGGGCAAAUGUGUUGAACGAGCAAUGAACGAACGAACGAACGAGAGAAAGAAAGAAAAAAAGAAAGAAAGAAAGAAAGAAAAAGUGAGAGAAAGAAAGGAAAGCGAACGACUGCGAAUGAAUGAACGUAUGAGUGAAUGAAAGUAUGUAAUAAUGAAUGUAAUAAUGAAUGAGAGAGAAAGAGGAAGUAUGUAAUAGUAAGCCAGCUCCCCUCUCCUACUCUCACGGUUGGGGGCUCACGGCGUUGUACGAGCAUAUAACGUUUGUUUGUUGGUAUCGUUGUGUUUCGCGACGAAAAGAAAUGGUACGAAAAAAAAUGGAAUGUCAUUAAAAUGGAUCCUCUUGGGGGUUUUUGGCACGAAGUCUCUCAAAAGUGUUUAACCACACUACAUCCCCGUAUAAUAUUUAUCUGAACGAAGGAAAACAGGAAGCGGUAAAAUUGUGAAUGAUGAAACGCAAAAAGAAAUGAGUUAAUAAUAACAAUGAUAAAUAAAAGA
This is a messenger RNA of Vespa mandarinia (Asian giant hornet), 2537 nucleotides long. It is a transcript of the gene 14-3-3zeta, whose product is annotated as tyrosine 3-monooxygenase/tryptophan 5-monooxygenase activation protein zeta. The record is from RefSeq and is a predicted model, not a curated record. Lineage: Eukaryota; Metazoa; Arthropoda; Insecta; Hymenoptera; Vespidae.